Molecule: messenger RNA, 1143 nt
Organism: Anopheles nili
Lineage: Eukaryota; Metazoa; Arthropoda; Insecta; Diptera; Culicidae
Gene: ro
Product: homeobox protein rough
Exons: 3
Coding region: 1-1143 (380 amino acids)
Biological process (GO): regulation of DNA-templated transcription
Molecular function (GO): DNA binding; DNA-binding transcription factor activity, RNA polymerase II-specific
Source: RefSeq, a predicted model, not a curated record
AUGCUCGCGGAAAAUGGCCCUAUUGCCACCGACCUUCACAUACCUUAUGGUGACUCCGCGACCACCGAUCCACCGAUAAAUCGGCCCCUUUCGCCGAGAAAGUUCUUCGAACGACUUUAUGGUCAUCUGGAACGAGACAACCGUGAUAGGGAUAACAGCGAAAGUGGUGAAACUUAUCUGAAUGGAAAACCGAUUGAUGUGAAGGCUAGUGAAAAGUGUACGCUCACCGAGCUUCUUCCAUCGUGUGAUUCGCAAAAAUCAGUAUCAGUGCACAGUUCGACGAGUUCGACAAGUCCUCGAUCCUCGCUGGCGGUGGACAUCGAAGAAGAUUCGUCACAGGAUGUCAGUGUUCCGUCGCCACUGCUUUCUCACGAACGUGAGACGGCUCACAUGGGACACUACGGUCCACGUGAUUAUGCACUUCCGCCCAUGGGUGGCCAAAAUUAUGGAUAUUUUGGAACUGCCGGUGGUAUGCCGGUACCUGUGCCAAACAUUUCCCACCAGACUCACCUACCAAAUGCCGGCGGCCUGCAGCAACAGCCCGGCAUACCGGGAUCGAGCUUCUUUGCGACCACCGUGAAUUAUGGAGCCACCACGUUUCGUCCUUUCUUCGGAAUCGCACAUGAUGGCACACAGAUACCGGCGGGAUUAUCUGCAUUUUUGGCUCGUCGACGGAAAAAGGAAGGACGUCCACGACGCCAACGCACAACGUUCAGCAGCGAACAGACCCUACGGCUGGAGGUCGAGUUUCACCGGAACGAGUACAUUUCCCGGGGCAGACGUUUUGAGCUGGCAGAGGUUUUGAAGCUUUCCGAAACGCAAAUCAAAAUAUGGUUCCAAAAUCGUCGCGCGAAGGACAAGCGCAUUGAGAAGGCACAAAUCGAUCAGCAGUACCGCACAUUCGCUGCGGUCAAUGGAUUACUGACACCGUUCAAUUCACAGUAUCCGACGGCAAUUAUUGCAACACCGCAUCACCAAAGCCAAACGCAGCAUCAACAGCAGCACAACUUGCAGCACUCGGUGCCGCCCGCCGCAUCCCUCAAGACACAACUUUUGAGGCAAGAACAACUUGAUGUAGAGACAACCCGAUACGUUGAACACCUCUCCUCACACGGUGGGCAUGAAGGAAAAACUAAAAUGUAA